This is a messenger RNA of Aspergillus pseudoviridinutans, 3927 nucleotides long. RefSeq lists its product as uncharacterized. Gene Ontology annotation, molecular function: metallopeptidase activity; glucan endo-1,3-alpha-glucosidase activity. The coding region runs from base 1 to 3927 and encodes 1308 amino acids. Gene Ontology annotation, biological process: mating projection tip cell wall disassembly. NCBI's taxonomy places the organism in Eukaryota, Fungi, Ascomycota, Eurotiomycetes, Eurotiales, Aspergillaceae. The transcript has 3 exons. The record is from RefSeq and is a predicted model, not a curated record.
AUGGUCACCAACUCUGCCAAUUACACCAUAUCGGACUGGGAGAAUGAUAUCAAACUUGCCCAAGACGCUCAUAUCGAUGCUUUCGCCCUCAAUAUGGCUUGGAAUGAUCCGACAAAUGACCCAUCGCUCGUUGAUGCCUUUAACACCGCAAAUUCUCUCGGAUUCAAAUUGUUCUUCUCUCUGGACUAUGCCGGGAAUGGUCCCUGGCCGGUAGAUGAGGUUUUGAAUCUGUUGGGCAAGUUCAGCUCCCAGUCAUCAUACUACCGGUAUCACGGAAAACCGUUCGUCUCAACUUUUGAAGGACCGGAAAGUGCGGAUGAUUGGAAGCUCAUCAAGGAGAGAACAGGAGCCUUUUUCGUGCCUGAUUAUUCUUCCCUUGGGGCUAAGGCGGCCAUGGAACUGGGAGUAGCUGAUGGUCUCUUCAGCUGGGCCGCCUGGCCAUGGGGAGGUCAGGAAAUGGAUACUUAUACCGAUGUCUCGUACCGCCAGUAUCUUGAAAGCGGCAUGCCUUACAUGAUGCCUGCUUCUCCGUGGUUUUAUACAAACCUCCCGGGAUAUAAGAAGAACUGGGUCUGGCGAGGGGACAAUCUUUGGUUUGACCGCUGGCAGGAAAUCAUGUUCGUCCAACCUGAAUUUGUGGAAAUCAUUUCCUGGAAUGAUUAUGGAGAGUCUCACUACAUUGGGCCUCUGUAUGAUAAGGCAAUGGAAGCUUUUGACAUUGGAAAAGCUCCCUAUAACUAUGCCACAGAUAUGCCCCAUGAUGGGUGGCGGGAAUUCCUCCCCUUCCUUAUUGACACCUACAAAAGCGGCCAGGCGACAAUCAAUCAGGAGAGUCUCACGGCAUGGUACCGCCUCCACCCGGUCGAUGCUUGUUCAGAUGGUGGCACUUCAGGGAACACUGCAUCUCAGCUACAGCUCGAGUUCAGCCCCAGUAGCGUUUUCCAAGAUCGCAUUUUCUACUCCGCUCUGCUAGGGUCACAAGCCUCAGUGACUGUCACAAUUGGUGGCGCAUUCCAGGAAGGUGGAUGGGACUAUGUCCCUGACGGCAACAUCGGUGUCUACCAUGGCAGCGUACCUACAAAUGGCCAAACCGGGCAGGUGAUAGUGACCAUUCACCGGUCUGGCGCCACCGUUGCCCAAAUGCAGGGCCAGGCAAUCACCACAAGCUGCACUCAGGGUAUCCAAAACUACAACGCUUGGGUAGGAAGUGCCAAAGGAGGACAGGUCUCUGCAACACCAUCCACGAAGCUCACCGAUCAGAAAUGUAUCCGAGGGACUGGUGCCAACAAUUUCGCGGGUCUCUGCGAAUACAGCUGCAAGUACGGUUACUGCCCCGACGCUUGUGUCUGUCAGGCCAUGGGCGCUCCCCGAACGCUACCCAAUGCGACCGGCAUCACUGGCUACCCGCUUGAGGGAGAAAGCCCCAGCUACCUUGGGCUCUGCAGUUUUGAUUGCAACUAUGGCUACUGUCCCGAAACUGCUUGCGGCACUGUGAGUGCCCCCUUGGUGACACCCACCGUGUCUGACUUUGCUCCGCCGGCUUGCAUUGCGGGGACAGGCGACGGUAAUCUUGCAGGGCUGUGUAGCUACGCUUGCGGAUUUGGGUACUGCCCCCGAAGUUCAUGUAAAUGCACAGCUACCGGCCCGCUGGUAGUACCGCCUGCAAUGACCGGGCCCGCCGGAUUCGCGGCAGCGGGCCUUGAUGAGAAUAUCUACGGAGGGCUCUGUGACUUUGCCUGUAAGCGUGGGUAUUGCCCCUCUGGCGCAUGUACCUCCAUCGGCCCUGAGAAACCUGCUCCUUCUGGUGAGCUGUAUCCUAAUGAUGGAGACUAUGCAGUGACGGGAAAUGCAAAAGGUACUCGACUCUUCUUUAACAAAGACGAUUGUACCGUCUCUCAAAAGAAUUUUAUCAAGGGGGCAUACGACGAAUACCGGAUUCUGGCUCGUCGUGAAGCAGUCACCAAGAUCGACUUCAAUUCAAUUGCAGCUUCAGAAUAUCUUUCGCUUGCUGCCAGGAACAAAGAUCAACAGGAAGCAAUUCAGGAUAUUUUCGAAUAUCUUUCUUCCGUCUACCCAUCGUGGAUAGGCAGUCGUUUGUUCAAUCAGUACAUCCUAGCACGAUGCGAUGACCCCCAGCAUCAAUGCAUUGAUCCUUGCAACCCAAGCAGAUCUUCAUCGACUGUCGCAUAUACUGUGAAUGCGGGUGAAUAUCCAUACGUUAAUUUCUGUCCUCGGUUCUUUUCCUAUCUCACACUGGCUGAUGCCAUUACCUAUGGAAAAGCCGUAGAGGGUUUCGGGCAGUAUAACAUGAAUAGCUAUUUCAAAAAUCGCGCGACGGUCUUUUACCACGAGAUGUGCCAUGUCGACCAGAACAUCCAUCGACCACCCAAUCCCCAUAUUACGGAUCUCUGGGUCAAUACUGAAGAAAUCCAUGGGGACCUUCCCGUUAUUUUCUCUCAUAAAGCUUAUGGUCCUGAGUAUACCAAAGUCCUGGCACGAUUCGAAGGCGACAUUUUCAACUCGGCUGGAUAUUAUGUUCAACGCAACGCCGACAACUUGGCCAUGUAUGCGCUAGCGAGCUACGUGCAGGAACAACUGGGUAAUAUAUAUCCAGCAUGGCCCAUUGUUACGGAUAAGCCAUUUGAUUCCCCGUAUCAAAAGCAAAACGUCAUUCAGUACGCCAUUGAUGAUGGGAAAGUUGUGUUCACCAACCUUGCAAACAAUACCGCCGAGGCAGAUGACUGUGGGCUUUCGGCGAAUGCCACCUCCAUUGCAGAUAUCAACCAACUGAUACCUUCGUGGGCCUAUCCAACGGCCUACCGGCAGGCGAAAGCUUCGUGGGAAGAAGACCUCUUCCCAACCAAGGAGCUGAAGAAUAUGAAACUACGCAUCUUGCCGUUUGGAGACUCAAUUACCGUAGGUAGCAAGAGCUCUGACGGCAAUGGGUAUCGUGAAAAGUUGGUUCUGAACCUAGCAGGGAAUACUGUCAACAUGAUAGGAUCUGUACAAGCGGGAUCAAUGUCCGAUAACGACAAUGAAGGCCAUGCGGAUGCCACAAUUCACGAUCUUCGGUCCUACAGCGAGGUACUUGAGAAUCGUCCAAAUGUCGUGCUUCUACAUGCAGGUACAAACGACAUGGCCGGCAAGUCCACCGUGAAUUCGGCAAUCAUCGAUCUAGGCGAACUGGUUGAUGAUAUUUUCAAUGCUUGUCCUGAUACUGUUCUUCUGUUGGCACUGAUUCUUCCCUCAAGCGAUUCUACCGUGAACGAUCGGAUCAACCAAUUUAACGAACAGGCAGUUCGGCUCGUUCGAAGAAAAUUUGAAAGUGGAAAGCACAUUCUCCUCGUUGAUAUGAAUUCCUUUGUGACUACGGACGAUUUGGACGAUGGAAAGAAUCCCAACGACAAGGGGUAUCAGAUCAUGGCUGAUGCCUGGGCACGCGGCCUCCAGCGUGCGAAUGCGAUGGGAUGGAUAUUUGAUCCCAUCACCUCCGUCACUACUACCGUCUAUACCACCGUUCAUCCGACAGUGACUAGCACAGUUGUGGUGACAAGUACAUCUAACCCGACACCGGCGCCCGCUGGCUACGUAUACUGGUUCUUCGGCUUCGAGGAAAUGGGUGACUUCCCUCUCUUUAAGAUUCAAGGUUAUGGCUCGAGUACAAGCUUUGACGGAUGUGAAAGCAGCCCACAAUGGGAGGAAAACAAUGUUGUAUCAAUGCCUAAGAGCUUGAAGGGAGUGACCAUCCAGGACGACCAAUGUGAUUAUGCUGAGACCAAUAGUUGGAAUCAGGCAGCGAAAAAUACGCAGGUGGGCGAGUUGGUCUGCGCUAAAUUUGCCCAGGCGAAGUGUUAUAAAGCAGACAUGACAAGCUGGGGCUGUUCAGGAGGUGUUACGGUUAAUGCAUGGGCUUAUUGUGAGUGGUGA